AACUUUUUCAUCAUCAUUCCAUUUUCUAAAUUGGAAAAGUCGUCAAAAUUAGGCCUUUGUCAAACAAAAAGUCUUUCCCAUUUCAUCAUCGUUUUCUGCAAUUCACAUUACAAUUUCAAACGAUCAAGAUCUACCCCACAUCAAAACCCCUUCAAACUAUCCAAUUAUUAUUCAACAAAACUUGAAACCCCCUUCGUAUUUUGUGAAAAAGAUUCAUGGGUUGUGCUUCCAGCAACACGGCUGACACCAAAGCCGACCGCUUGGCUCGGUGGCGUGCCACCGGCAUUGUCGGCUUACGCGACGCCAAAUUGAAGUCAUUUCCAGAUGAAGUUGUUGAGCUGGAUAGAGCUGUACGGACGCUUGAUUUAACAAACAACAAAAUAGCUGCCAUUCCUGAGGAGAUUAGCAAAUUAACAAAUAUGCAAAGGCUGAUUUUGGCUGACAAUCUAAUCGAGCAUCUUCCAACGAACAUGGGCAAACUGCAGUCUUUAAAGUUAAUCAAUCUCGAUCAAAAUAGAGUUUCUAUGUUGCCUGAUGAAUUGGGACAAUUGGUGAGACUUGAGAGAUUAUCCAUCUCAGGCAACCGGUUAACCACCCUGCCUGAAACCAUUGGAAGUUUGCGCAAUUUGUUGCUGUUAAAUGUGUCCAACAAUCAACUGAAGUUUCUUCCAGAAUCUGUUGGAAGCUGCUAUUCUUUAGAAGAGCUACAAGCAAAUGAAAAUUCCAUCGAAGAACUUCCUUCUUCAGUCUGCAAUCUUAUUCACUUGAAGUCAUUAUCCUUGGAUCAUAACAAGGUGAAACAGAUACCUCCGAGUUUAUUGAAGGCGUGCAAGGCUCUACAAAAUAUUUCAUUGCAUGAUAAUCCCAUAUCUAUGGAUGAAUUCCAGUCGAUGGAAGGAUUUCAAGAAUUUGAAGCCCGGAGAAAAAAGAAAUUCGAUAAACAAAUAGAUUCGAACGUGAUGAUCGGUUCUAAAGGCCUUGAUGAGGGUGUUGAUUUAUGACAUUAAACCGAAAUUCUAUUUUAGCAGGACGGUGUGUUUGUUGGUGGCUUUGAUCCGCUUGCAUGAUUGGUGGCGGUUUAUGGUCUCGACUUACGUCUAUCUUCAUUCUUUGUUCUGGUAAGGAGCCCUAUUUAUUGUACAUUGUACAUACAAACAUAUUGAAUUACGUGUUAAAACUUCAUUUACAAUUGAGGUAGAAAAAAGUUGUUACUUUCUACGUUGAGGGCCCAUUGGCGAAGCUUCACCCCGGCCCCCACUGAUUUUUUGUUUGUUGUGUUAAUUUUACCGAAAGUUCUCCGAUU
Messenger RNA from Helianthus annuus (common sunflower), 1303 nucleotides. Its product is annotated as plant intracellular Ras-group-related LRR protein 7. Lineage: Eukaryota; Viridiplantae; Streptophyta; Magnoliopsida; Asterales; Asteraceae. The record is from RefSeq and is a predicted model, not a curated record. Gene Ontology annotation, molecular function: protein binding. Bases 216 to 1001 code for a protein of 261 amino acids. The transcript has 10 exons.